Closterium sp. Yama58-4 is the source of this 768-nucleotide messenger RNA. NCBI's taxonomy places the organism in Eukaryota, Viridiplantae, Streptophyta, Zygnematophyceae, Desmidiales, Closteriaceae. The record is from the annotation of a GenBank genome assembly.
AUGGGGGGGGACGUGGGAGCACUUAUCACCAACUCUGGAUGGCUCUUUGUCGGCCUGCCCAACCUCGUCAAGACGUGGGUGCUGGCGAGUGGAGUGCAGGGAGACCUGCCAGGCCCUACAGGGUCGGUGCACCAGCUGCUGCUGCACAACGGCAUGCUCUUUGCUGCUUGCUCUGACGGCAAGAUCCUGUGUUGGAAGUUCAACCCGGCCUCACAGCAGUUUGAGCCAGUGGCGUCACUCACAGGCCACACGGCCGCUGUGGUGUGCCUGGAAGCCACUGCCACGCACCUCUUCUCUGGCUCUAUGGAUAAGAGCAUCAGAAUAUGGGACCUGAGCACGGGAGCGUGUGUGCACAUAGUGCCGGCUCACGAUCAUGUGGUGAUGGCACUGGUGGUCUGGCAAACUCACCUGCUCUCCUGCUCUCUGGAUGGCACAGUCAAGGUGUGGGCGCCGUCAGCAGCAGGAGGGGGCGCCAUCGACCUGGCGUUCACUCACACCGAUGCAGACGACAAGGGCGGCAGUGGGCAGACCGACAGAGAGCCCGAUGGAGCGCUGGCGAUGAAAGUGAGCACGGAUCUAGCAGGCAAUCAGGUGCUCAUGGUGGCAUAUAGCGACAACUCCGUUCGCCUCUAUGACCUCCCAUCGUUCACAGAACGGGGGGUGCUCUUCACAGUGCAGGAGGUGCGGUCGAUGUGUGUGGGGCCGAGUGGUCUCAUGUUUACGGGCGACAGUGCAGGCACCGUGAAAGUGUGGCGGUGGACGCAGUGA